UCCAUAUUUUCCAGAUUAAUUGUCCCCAAAUCUUCUCCCUCUCUGUUAGUUCCUUUCAUUUCUUCACCCGGUGACCUAAAUCCUUAGAGUUUCGAACCAGAGUUAUACUCAAAGGAACAGCCCCGAAAUAAUGCCCUUGAAAGCAAUGAUAGAGGUUGAGCCACCGAGUCCAUUAAGAUAUAUCAUCGGAGCAGCUGUCAUGAUGAUCGGAGUCGUAUUGCCCGUCGUAUACAUGAUGUUCCGUAACAAACGCGUCCCUUCCUCUUCCUCUUAUUCCAAACAGACGUAGGAACAAAGUUUUAAUAUAGAGAUAUUGGUUGAAGAGAGACAUUUUUUCAUGCAAAAUUGGUGUUUUAAAUUUGAAGGACGAUGAGGGAAGUAUUGAAAGAAGGCCUUGAGUGACCUGCACAUACAAAAAAUGUAAAUGACUUAUAAAACCCUCACUCCUAUUUUGUGUUGUUUGGAUAUUGGUUGAUGUUUGAAAGAUGAAAUGUGUUGUUUUCUUCAA
Molecule: messenger RNA, 508 nt
Organism: Hibiscus syriacus
Lineage: Eukaryota; Viridiplantae; Streptophyta; Magnoliopsida; Malvales; Malvaceae
Exons: 3
Coding region: 131-289 (52 amino acids)
Cellular component (GO): Golgi apparatus
Source: RefSeq, a predicted model, not a curated record